This is a messenger RNA of Paramecium octaurelia, 578 nucleotides long. The record is from the annotation of a GenBank genome assembly. Lineage: Eukaryota; Ciliophora; Oligohymenophorea; Peniculida; Parameciidae.
AUGUCUUAAAACAAUAAUCGUUAAUUGUAGGCAAGGCCAAAUAGAAAAACCGAACAAACUUUUGAUUUCUUCAAAAACACAAAAGUUUCAACCUGCAGUUAUAUCAAAAGAAAAGGGGAUGAUUUCAUUGCAGUUCCAUUCUAUUAUAAACCAAAUUAGAGAAAUUUAGAUUAUUUGAAGUAUAACAUAUAUUAGAUCUAAGUAAAUCGAUGUAUUCAACAUCAACCAACCAUGAUGCGUAUAACAAUAAAAGAAGAUGCUUUUCAAGUAUGAGAAACAAACCCUUAUCACCAUACGAUCCUUUGGCUCAUAGAAGCAGAUUGGCCGAUCAAAGUUUAAGGAUCUCUUUCAGCAACGUGUGCUAAGUAGAAAUAGGAGAUAGGUUAUAAAAAUAAUAAUUUUAGAAAUUAGAGAAUGACUAAGCAUUACAUUACUUAAUAUAAGAAUCACUUGGGUAAUUUUGGAUAAACCACUCCUUGUUCAAACCCUUAGAUCAUGGCUGAGAGAGCCAAAUGGAAUCAUAAACUCAAGGAUAAAUGACUUCAUAUUAAAUUUAACAAUAAUUUACUAUUAACAGC